AUGUCAUCCCAGAUACUCUAUCCACAUAAGAGGUUGUUUAAGGUCGUCCACCCUUUCUACACACCUGCUCAUCCAUUCCGACACACGCCCAUACCCAUGCGAGUACUGCGGGAAACGCUUCCAUCAGAAGAGCGACAUGAAGAAGCACACCUACAUCCAUACAGCCUUUCGCAUGUGAUGUAUGUGGACGAACAUUUCAAAGAAAAGUGGAUCGAAGGCGGCACAGGGAAACACAUCAUCCUGGUCAGCUCGAGGAUAUCGACAGUGAGUCAUUAA
Messenger RNA from Strongylus vulgaris, 276 nucleotides. NCBI's taxonomy places the organism in Eukaryota, Metazoa, Nematoda, Chromadorea, Rhabditida, Strongylidae. The record is from the annotation of a GenBank genome assembly.